Sebastes umbrosus (honeycomb rockfish) is the source of this 5675-nucleotide messenger RNA. RefSeq names its product myotubularin related protein 4 (gene mtmr4). The transcript is spliced from 19 exons. The record is from RefSeq and is a predicted model, not a curated record. Gene Ontology annotation, molecular function: phosphatidylinositol-3,5-bisphosphate 3-phosphatase activity; metal ion binding; protein phosphatase binding. Bases 235 to 4032 code for a protein of 1265 amino acids. Gene Ontology annotation, biological process: regulation of autophagy; dephosphorylation. Lineage: Eukaryota; Metazoa; Chordata; Actinopteri; Perciformes; Sebastidae.
GUUCCUGAAUGAGAGCCCGGACUGGCGUGUUGGCACACAGCAACUCUUGAGAAGGGGGGGAAAAGGUGUUUUGGGGGAGGAGGAGAGGGGCAGCAGGCAGAGGGGUUCUGAGCGGACGAGGGGUGGACAGGCUCCGGCUGGGAGAAGAAUGGUUAUGCCGGCUCCUCGUGCUCUGGUGGUGCUGCUGCUCUAUAGGCUGUGUGUCAUUCAGGCACAGCCCUGCCUCUCCUCGACAUGAGCUUCGCAGGAAGGGUGUCCUGCUCCAUGCUCAACUGCUUUGGUGAAGAAGGGCCUCCCAGUCUGGAGUAUAUCAAGGCCAAGGACCUGUUCCCCCAGAAGGAGCUGGUGAAGGAGGAUGAAAGCCUUCAGGUGCCAUUCGCAGUUCUUCAGGGGGAAGGGGUGGAAUAUCUUGGCUGUGCCGACGAAGCCGUCAUUGCCAUUUCUAACUACAGGCUCCACAUCAAGUUCAAGGACUCUGUCAUCAACACCUACCCAGGUGUGGACACUGAGAUAUCUGUGCCUCUCAGGCUGAUAGACAACGUGGAGAGCAGAGAUAUGUUCCAGCUGCACAUCAUCUGCAAAGACUCCAAAGUUGUCAGAUGCCACUUUGCAACGUUCAAGCAAUGCCAGGAGUGGGUCAAGCGUCUGAACCGGGCCAUAGCUCACCCGUCCCGGCUGGAGGACCUGUUCGCCCUUGCCUAUCAUGCCUGGUGUCUGGGAGGCAACGCCGACGAUGAAGACCAGCACGUUCAUCUCUGUCGCCCAGGCGAUCACGUGCGUCAGCGAAUGGAAAUGGAGGUCAAGAGGAUGGGCUUCGACACACAGAACGUCUGGAGAGUGUCCGACAUAAACUGCAACUUCAAGCUAUGCUCCAGCUAUCCGCAGAAGCUUCUGGUUCCAAUAUGGAUCACAGACAAGGAGCUGGACAGUGUGGCUUCCUUCAGAUCCUGGAAGAGGAUCCCUGUGGUGGUCUACAGGCACCAGAGGAACGGGGCGGUGAUCUCCCGUUGCAGCCAGCCUGAGAUCAGCUGGUGGGGCUGGAGAAACACAGAUGACGAGUACUUGGUGACAUCCAUCGCCAAGGCGUGUCAGAUGGACACCGGAGCCAAGGGCACCUGCGGAGCGCCAGCCUGCCGACAGCGCGGGGAAGCUCCCGACUCCUCCGACAGCGAUUUUGACUCCUCUCUGACGGGCGGCUCUGGCUGCGACGACAACACUGUGCCACAGAAGCUGCUGAUUCUGGAUGCUCGCUCUUACACCGCUGCAGUGGCCAACCGAGCCAAGGGCGGAGGCUGCGAAUGUGAAGAGUACUACCCCAACUGUGAGGUGAUGUUCAUGGGAAUGGCAAACAUCCACGCCAUCAGGAACAGCUUCCAGGCUCUGAGGACCGUCUGCAGUCAGAUCCCGGAUCCAGGAAACUGGCUUUCAGCACUUGAGAGCACCCGAUGGCUGCAGCACCUGUCUGUCAUGCUGAAGGCCGCCACUCUGGUGUGUUCAGCGGUGGAGAGGGAAGGCCGUCCUGUCCUGGUGCAUUGUUCGGACGGGUGGGACCGCACACCCCAGAUCGUAGCCCUCUCCAAGAUCCUGCUGGACCCCUACUACAGGACAUUAGAGGGUUUCCAGGUUCUUGUAGAGACUGAGUGGCUGGACUACGGUCAUAAGUUUGGGGACCGCUGCGGCCACCAGGAGAACGCCGACGAUGUGAGCGAGCAGUGUCCCGUCUUCCUGCAGUGGCUGGACUGUGUUCACCAGCUGCUCAAACAGUUCCCCUGCCUGUUUGAGUUCAACGAGGCCUUCCUGGUCAAGCUGGUGCAGCAUACGUACUCGUGUCUUUACGGCACCUUCCUGUGCAACAACGGUCGCGAGAGGGAGACGAGGAACAUCUACAAACGCACCUGCUCUGUGUGGUCGCUGCUUCGCAACGGAAACAAGAACUUCCAGAACUUUCUCUACAUCCCCAGUCAUGAUAUGGUGCUGCAGCCAGUCUGCCACACUCGAGCAUUACAGCUGUGGACAGCUGUGUACCUGCCCACCUCCUCCCCCUGCACCGCUGUGGACGAUUCUAUGGAGCUCUACCUCCCCCCGAGUGUCACAGGAGACGAACUCACCUCCCGUUCCCUGGAUCGACUUCCCAAGACCCGCUCCAUGGACAACCUGCUGUCAGCUUUUGAGAACGGGGUGCCCCUGACGCGUACGUCCAGCGACCCAAAUCUCAAUAAGCACUGCCAGGAGGGUCGCUCUGCCCCGGAACCCUCACCAGCCACGGAAGAAACCUCCGCAGACAUCUCUGAUGAGGUCACACCUGACGCUGGACUGGACAGCAGCGAGGGGGAACCUCCACAUCAGAGUCCUGCCAAGACCCCAGAGGGUGUCCCAGGUGCAGAGAGCUGUGAAGACCCAGUGGAGGAGCCCUGUCUCACUACACAGCCCCUGCCCUCUCCGCCCCUACCCCCGGUCCCUCUCUCUCUCUGUACGGACGUCGCUCUCGCUCACACUCCCUUCCCCGCUCCUGUCCUCCAACAGGCUUUGCCUCAGAUCACUAACCCUCCGCUCCCACCACCUCCGCUGGAGGCUGAGAGCCCCUGUAGGACUGCCGAGAGCACCGCGUCACCAACUCAUAAAUCAGAGCCGUGCUUACCUCUCCCCUGCAACGGCACAGAGUCUGCAGCCACCACGCCCACCCCGCUGCUUAACGGCUACGCCGACGGCCAAGCCAACGGCCAAGAGAACGGCUACGCCGACGGCCAAGCCGACGGCCAAGAGAACGGCCUCCCUGAAUCUGCAGACCUGCUGGCUCUGAAGCAGCUAACACCACUCCUUCCCAUGGAGGACUCCACGGAGACUCUCACAGGUGAGAGUGAGCUUCCCCCCAUCCUGCCUCCCACAGAGGACCAGGACCUCACGCAGAAUUAUUUUAAUGAUGAGGAGCAGCCUGAGUCACAGCCCCAGGUUCUACCCCAGAGGGAGAAAGAGGACAAUAGGACAGAUGUAGUGAAAGGAAAAGAGCGGGCGUUAGCAGUUGCUCCUGUAGAUUGCACCCAGUUAGCGGCUCGCCAGCUGAUUUCCCAGAGCCAGCUCACAGACCUGUCCCUGCUCGGCUCCCACUGGGAGAGCGUCCAGGGUCUGGUCCAGUCGGCCUGCAGCAGUGCUAGUCACUCUGGCGUCAGCCGGGCCUUGCAGCACAACGCUUAUCAAAGCCGCCGGCUUGCCAGUAAGCUGCUCCGCGCCCAGGGCUUCGCCAUCGCCAACGGGUCCCAGUGCUGCCGCAGAGAGGCUCUUUGUUAUCCCAGCAGCCCUCUGCAGGCUGGGUGGCUGUCUGCUGCCAGGAGCGCAGGCUACGCCGGCCUGUGUGGGCCUGCUGCCGCUGCCCUCAACAGCUACUCCCUGGCAGGCCAUCAGCUCCUGCCGGGGUCAUACUCCUCGCCCUCCGCCUCCAGCUCCCCUCCCCCACCCCAGGCCCCGGCCUACCUCGAUGAUGACGGGCUGCCGGUGCCCAUGGACGCCGUGCAGCAGAGACUGCGGCAGAUCGAGGCGGGCUACAAGCAGGAGGUGGAGGUGCUGAGGCAGCAGGUGCGACAGCUGCAGAUGAGGCUGGAAAGUAAACAGUACAGCACCCCUCCCUCGGAGCCAGACAUCGACUACGAGGAUGACAUUACUUGUCUGCGGGAGUCCGACAACAGUAACGAGGAGGACUCUCUGUCGACCCACAGUGAGGACCGUCUGUCUGAGGGCAGCUGGGAUCGAGUGGAACGCAAGGACACAGAGGUCACGAGGUGGGUGCCCGACCACAUGGCCUCCCAUUGUUUCAACUGUGACAGUGAGUUCUGGAUAGCCAAGAGACGUCACCACUGCAGGAACUGUGGCAAUGUGUUCUGUAAAGACUGUUGUCACCUGAAGCUGCCCAUCCCAGACCAGCAGCUGUACGACGCCGUGUUGGUCUGCAACACCUGCCACGACCUGCUCCUGGAGUCCCGCACCCGUGAGAUCCGCAGCCAGCAGCUCAAGAAGGCCAUCGCCACAGCCUCCAGCUGAGAGAAGUGUUGUGUAGCAUGGCCCGACUCGGCUCUGUCCUGCUCGUUUUGGACUGAUGAGCUGAGCGCCCCGUUGUAACCCCAACCUGCCGUCUGGGGAGGGGGGAGAUAAGGAGGAAUUGUUACUCUUUGGGAGGCUCGGUUUGGGAGGGAAGAUGCACUGUGAGACUGUCUGUCUGUCUGAGAGAAGAGGAAAGGGUCUGAGAUGGAGGCAUGUCAGCGGGGGAGGUUUUCCUGCAGAACAAACCCCUUCUGUUCAAAGACAUUUUCAGCCUGGGAGCACUGCGGCGUCCAGCUGCCUCCACACGGCUCAGUCCUCUAGCGGUGUCCUCUCCGAGACACAUCUCCAACCUGUCCACCCCAGCAGAGUCACCCACCUUUAGUACCAAACACCUACACCCUCCUUACAGACACCGUCUCGCACUUCAGAGGACAAUCGCUCACCCUUCCACGUGUCGGGGACUCCAAAGCCUUUACCUGUACUACUGGAGGCUUUCAACUUUAAAAGAAAAGAAAUUGCUGCUACAGUAUUUAAAAGUCUAAUUUUGUAUUCUUAUUUUGUGCACUACUAGCUGUUGUGUUUUUGAGGGAAUUUGAGACCAAACUUGAGCAAAAGGGAGAAAUCUGCUGUUUACUUUGUCAUUGCAUCUUUUUCUUAGAGCCUGAAUGUAAUAUGUAAUGGAUAACUGGAUCGAGUUUAUGUUCAUGUGCAUUUGGUGGGUCGUAUAUGUGUUCAUCGCUGCAAUGUGAUUUCAAAAUUAUGUAUAUGCACAGUCAAUGUGGUUCCGUCUUUAUCAAUGCUUUUCUCCAGUAUAGCCAUGUUGCGGCAUUAGGCGCUCUGAGGGAUGUGUGCGGACCGAUCGAUGCAACGCUGCGUGUUGUUUGUUUUGUGGGACGUACUUGAUGUGUUAAGAGGAAGAGAACACAAUAACGUUGGGAGAUGGCAGAUUUCUGUACGGUCUUCUUCUGCUGUGAGAGAAUGACAUUAGAAGGUACCGUGGGUAUUUUGUGAUGAGACAGGGAAGGGAAGGUUUUUCUGCUGAGAUGUGUGAAUGAAUAGCUUAAUGUCCAUCUGACUGAUGACUCCUCUUCAGAUUGUGAACUGGCAGUAAAGACUGCUCGGGCAAAGACUGAACAAAGUGCUUGGAGUUUCCUGUUCUGUUUAGGGGAGUUUGGCCAUAGUCCCCUUUUAAAAAUGUGUUUGUGUCUACUGGUUGUUCUUUGAGACAAUAGUGCCAUAUUCUGUUUCGUCUAUUUUUAAAGCCUUUUUCUUUCUUAUGGAUGGCAGCAGGUUUCUAAUUGGCCACCUCUCUGUAUAUUUUAAUGGUACAGAUAGUUAGCUGCUUAAUUGAGACGACUAAAGAUUAACAGAUGGUUCGGUUUGAUAACGAGGCUAACCGUUUCAAUGGAUGAUCGGAUGUCACUGAAUUAGUUAACCUGUGUGGUUAUCCAUUGUCUAAUAUUUGGGAUUUUUUCACACGGUGUUCAUGAAGUCAAAAUCUUUAAGAGGAACUCAGAAAUGUAACAUACAUAGUUAUCUGAUCUGUAGUGGUGGCUAAAACCUGUCACUUAAUGAAUAAUUGUUGUAAAGAAAUGCACUGUAAAAGUUAAAUCCCAUGGGUUAAAAUAAAAGAUUAUAUCAUG